Molecule: messenger RNA, 10731 nt
Organism: Epinephelus moara (kelp grouper)
Lineage: Eukaryota; Metazoa; Chordata; Actinopteri; Perciformes; Serranidae
Product: A-kinase anchor protein 13-like
Exons: 40
Coding region: 239-7609 (2456 amino acids)
Biological process (GO): regulation of Rho protein signal transduction
Cellular component (GO): plasma membrane
Molecular function (GO): guanyl-nucleotide exchange factor activity
Source: RefSeq, a predicted model, not a curated record
ACACUAACAACUGUAAGAAAGUGGACUGUACCGUCCUGUUCGUGACCGGGCAGACUUUGGUGUGAGACCCACACCGCCGCUCAUCCAUCUCACUUUCCAGAACAAACUUUUUAUAAAGGACAUUUGGGCCCAGCUUCAAAACACUGCGGCUCCAUCCAUCAGCAGGAAUAUUAUGCGUCCACAAACUGCUGCUGCUUCUUCUUCACACUGAGCUUCAUCUGCUUGAGUGUCCAGGGACAUGAAACUCAAUCCACAGCAAGCUCCACUAUAUGGGCGGUGUGUUAUCACGGUGCAGCUCGCUGAUGACGAGCUGGCUGCGGAUGAGGAGGGUGUGGACUACUUCCUGCUGUUUGUUGGCAGCACACAGAGGCACCUGACCAGCACCCUAAGGAGCAGUCAUGACACCUUGCAGGCACUGUGUCCCGCGCAUGACUGUUGUGAGGUGGUGUUGGUCACCUUGUGUUCAGUCAGCCGAGGUGUCCCCAAGGCCCCCGAGGACCCAAAGCCCUGUCUGGGUCACGUGGCUCAAUUGGCCGAGCAUCGAUUCAGCUUUGUCCAAGAUUUGGCUUUUGACAUGGCCCAGUUCCUGGUGAGCACGGCGGGCCGAGCUGACGGCCUCGAUGGGGCGCUGCUGCUGGAUGAGUGUCAGAUUCCCCUGCAGGAGUGUGAACGUCUGGAUGAGAGCCUGGCGCUGGCCCUACACCACCUCGCGCUGCCUCCGGGAUGGAGCUUACUGGGAAACAAACUAACCAACAGCACUGACCUGAAUCCUCAGGAGACUCUGCUGCAUUUCUCAGCACGUCGAGGUCUUUUUCGGGUUACGCGCUUCUUGCUGCUGCAGUCUGGAGCAAAAGACGCCCUGCGAUUGGCCAACAGACAAGGCCACACCCCAGCCGCCAUCGCAGCCCUGCGAGGACACGAACGCCUCCACGAGCUCCUCACACAGGCUGAGACGGACAAAGGGACUGAGACUCUUCAGCUGGUGUCUACGGACGCCCAGGUAGUUUGUCACCUCCCCAGGCUGAACACACACACUCUGACGCUGAGCAACCACUCCGGCCACGACCCUCCGAGCCUUCAGAGGAGCGUGGAGCAGCUGCUGCACUUGAUAUGCCAUCUCCAUGCCAAGGGAGUUUCUGUACUGGAGCUGCAGUUUGAUUCUCUGCACACAGCUGCUGAAUGUUGUGAUGGUAUAGAAACAGAGAUAACCUGUCUGGAGCGACUACAGCUGCCUGCUACAGCACCAGAGUGCCUGGAUACAGCAACAGGAGGGAGCUGGGGAGAAAACUGCUCAGUGGAAAGCCACAGUGGUGUUGAUUGUGGACAUGGUGAGACUGGGAAUGCAGAGAGAGACUGGCGUUUGUCUGUGAGUACUCCAGCGUCAGAAAUACACCCCCAGGAGCAUGGCCUCGGCCCCCCAGCUGACUGGGUGUGUCUCAGCUCAAGCAGUGGGAGAGAUUGCUGCCAAGCAGAGCAGGAGGGUGGGGAGCAGCCUGUUGUUCCCACCCAGAGUUUGAGUUUGCGUGACAGGAGUGAAGGAGCACAGAGUGGGGUAGAAGGAGAGAGCCUCACUGUGGGAAUCCUUCCACCAGAAGGCUGUGAUAAACAGGCAGAGGAAACUGAUAGAGAAGAGGCUGUGAUCUGGGAAGGACAGGAGGCCACGGAGGGAAAGGACAUAUCAGAGCAGGAAGCACAGGACAACACAGCUACAAGGAAGGAGGAGGAGGAGACAGAGUCCACAGAUUUUAUAACUAGUGGAGACACAAAAGCUUCGGAUAUGGGCCAGUCCCCGUCGUCAGAGGGAUCAGAGGUAUCUGACACCUCUGAUUCAGAAACAAAGGAGUGCUGUCAGGAAGAAGAGACUGAGGAGAAACUUAGCCAAGAGCACUGUGAAGGACUCUCUUUAGAUGAGGAGAAGGCAGAGAGUGAAGGGUUAACAGACCCCAUAUUAACACCAGGGGACCUCCCAAGCCCAUUGCUGAUAGACGGCGGUGAUGUAAUCAAGGAGCCUGAAUCUGCUGUUCCACGUCUCUUGAUAGAAGGCCUCCACGAGGGGGAACCUCCACCAGACAUAAACAGCCUGGAACAAAACCAGGAAACAGCUGGUCGGGAUUACGCUACAGAUCAGCAAAGGGGCUUGGCUCCAGAAACUGGUUGUCAUUCUGGGAAUAGUACUGGAACAGUGAGUAGUAAAGAGCUAGACGGUGAAGACGCAGCUGAACCUUCUGGAAACAGCAUUGAAAGUACCAGUUUGCCAACGGAUGAACCGGACGAUACAGCUGAUUCUCGGACUGAGGGUAACUUCAAGGAAGAAUUACAAACAGAUCCAUCACCUGAAAUGAUGCCAAGCUCCAGCAAUAGAUAUGCUGAUGAAGAGUCAGGGACAACCCAUGGCCUCUCCAGUGAUGAUGACGUCAGUUUCCAAUCGGUCGGAAGCUCCACAACAGAAAUUUUCCACCCCACUCAGGACAAGGUUAGUACGGAGGAUCAGAAUUUACUUCAGAACAAGAUAGCAGAACUGUCCUCAACAGCAGAGAAGGAACCAAACGAUUCAAAAUCUAGUGAGAGCAAUGAACAUGCACUAACCGUGGACGCAGGGCUCCCCUUGGAGCCGGGCACUGACAGUGCACCAACAGAAACAGACCGCAGCCAGACUGGCACCGAGCCUGAAUCACAACUGUCACCCAGCCUCCAAACAAUAGAGGCUUUGAAUCCUGAGGGGACAGUAGAGAACCUCACCGCAGAGCUUUCCAAAGAGGAUGUGUCGUUGUCAGAAAGCGGGGACGCUCUAAUGACGGAGGUCGAUGAAGGUGAAACUGGAGAGGUCAGCAGCUCUGAACUGAAUGCAGGGAUUGAGCAUUCACAAUCAGAGGUCACCAGCGGGGCUUUAUGUGAACCCAGUCCAUCUGCUGCGGAGGAAAGUGAUGCGAUUGGCCCGGUUGAAGGAGACCAUCAGUCAGCGGAGGCCGGUGAUAAAUCUGUAGUGGCUUCAGCUGAAAACAAUGAAGAUGUGCAGUUGAUGCCACAGCAACCCAAAGAGGAGAAUUCAGAGAUGACAGCAGAUGAGAGGUCACCUGAUGAGGGAUUAAGGCUCUCAGAGAAUCAGAUUGAUGCAUCUUCGUCACAGGGUAUCACUCCUCUUCCGGAUAGUGUAGAUGUCAGUGUUUUGGAAGUAGAUCCACCUUCUCCAAACAAUGAAGCAUCCUGUGGAGCUCAUGUUGAGGAUGAGGUGACGGAAAAUCCAGAGACUCUUGACGCAGUGGAUGGAGCACCACAAUGCCCUGACAGCGCAACUCAAGAGGUGGAAGUUAUCAUGUCUGAAGACACUAUAAUUGGUGCAGGGGAGGAUGAAAAUGGCCCCUCAGAGGAAACAGACUUUUCCAUGAUCCACCGAGACAGAGACGCGUCGUUCCAUCAGCCUUGCAACACUCCACACUCAGGAUCCUCGCAGUCUUCAGCGUUUCCCAGUUUGCCCAGUAGAACCAGCAGUGCCACCAGCUGUCCCUCCACCGCACACAGAGACUCUGGCAGCGACAUAGAAAGCCUCCUGAACGCAGAGCCAGGAUAUGACAGCGUCUUCAGAAAGAAUGAUGAACCAGUGACAGGAGGAGACAGUGCCAGCGAGGUUUCCGUCUCCUGUUCCUCCACAGACGACACCGCCAGCGUCGGUCCGUCGAGCUCCAGUCCAGAGGGCAGCCACGGCCUGGAAUGCAGCUGGAGCCCAGAGGAGGGCAUCCAGACUGGGGCUGCUACCACUACAGGACCGGACAGCGUUGGAUGUGGUGGUGGUGGAGGAGGAGGAGCGGGAGAAGCUGAAGAAGAAGCCAAAGACAGAGUGACAGAGGUGCUGCGGCGCCCCUGCUCCAGCAUCCGCUCCCAGUCGCCACAUCGCCGCCACAGCUGGGGUCCUGGAAAGAACAACGGAGAAGACGCAGAGAUGAACCAGAGGAGCUCCGUCCGUAGCCCUGGUGAGGGGAAGCCGACCUUUCACAGGAGAAGCCGGUGCCCUCCUGAUGCUCCCCACAGCCACGGUGUGCAAGUAGUUAGUUCCCUCAGCUACAGCCUGGAGGGGCUCAGUGGGGUCCAGGAAGAGCUGAGAGGCCCCACCACUCAGGGUCCCCGAAUCCUGGAGCCUUCAAGGAUGCCCCGGCAUGACAGCGAUGACAGGGGCUCCCUGGUUUCUCUGACAGAGGAGCAGGAGGAGCUGGGGGAGCAUGGCAGACUACAUGACCCGAAAUCAAGGAGGUAUCGGCCUCUGCGAAACAGCUGUCCUCCCAUGACCCUGCCUCUCACCAAGUCUGUAUCUAUGCUCGCCAUCAGCCAGAGAGACAUUGAUGGUAUGAGGUCGUUUUCCAGUGCCUCUGGGUCACUAGCAUACAGUAUAUCAGAGGAGGAGCCUGGGCCUCUGCGGAGCGACACUGAAGGAAAGAGUGUGACGAAAGUCAGCCGGACCUUCAGCUACCUCAAGAACAAGAUGUACAAGAAGACCAGGGAAAAGGAGCGAGACAAGAAGGAGAAAGACAAGGAGGGUAAAGAAAAGGACAAGAAGGCGAUUAAUGGUCAUCUGUUCACACCAGUCAGCUCGGGCCAGGCUGCCCAGUGCUUCCAGUGCAAUAAGGCUUUCAACAGCAAGGAGGCUUUCCAUUGCACACACUGUAAUGCUUCCGUCCACAAGAGCUGCAGGGACAGCCUGCCUGUUUGUGCCAAGGUGAAGAUGAAGAUGCCCAAACAGCAGUUUGCAGUACCAGAUUCAAGUCAACAGCUUACAGUCACAAUGAGGAACAAAUCUGGUGGGACAAGGGAACGCCCCUGGUCUGCCAUCUUGUCCCCCGAAGACCAUUCCUCCCUGAUGAUCCCACCACGGAGACACACCAGCAUCAUGACUUUCCAUGGCAACAAUCUCUCCAAGAGUUUAUCCAUAAGCAACAUCGCAGGCCCGGUGUUUGAUGAGAUGCCCAUUAAAGGCCUGAGGUAUCUCUCCCAGUCUACUGACUCCCUCAACAGAACCAACCAGGUCACAGAGUCCACGGAAUCGCUCACUGAUGAAGGGACGGAAAUGAUGGACGGUCAGCUGAUGGGGGAGUUUGAGGCAGAGGCCAAGGAGAUGGAGGCCGACUCGUGGAGUUUAUGUGUGGAGCAGCAGUACCUGCAGCAGCUGGACAAAGAGCUGGUGAAGAGACAAGACGUCAUCUAUGAGCUGAUGCAGACGGAGAUGCAUCACAUCCGGACGUUGCGCAUCAUGUCAGAAGUCUACAGCAAAGGCCUGCAGAAGGAGCUGCAGCUGGAGCUGCAGACAGUGGAGAAGCUGUUCCCUGCUCUAGACGAACUCCUGGAGCUCCACACCCAGCACCUCCUCCGCCUCCUGGAGAGAAAGAGGGAGAGCCCGCUGGAGGGGGGGAGCUCGGAGGGAAGCUUCAUCAUCAACAGGAUAGGAGACAUCUUGCUCAGCCAGUUCUCAGGAUGCAACGGUGAAAGCAUGAAGAGGGUUUACGGGAGAUUCUGCAGCCGCCACAACGAAGCUGUAAACUUCUACAAGGACCUCCUCACCAAAGACAAACGCUUCAAGGCCUUUAUCAAAAAAAAGAUGAGUAGCAGCAUUGUGCGGAGGCUUGGUAUCCCAGAAUGCAUCUUGCUGGUGACCCAGAGGAUAACAAAGUACCCGGUGCUAAUUCAGAGAAUGCUGCAGCACACUAAAGAAAGCGAAGAAGACUAUGAAGACCUGACGGAUGCUGUUCGGCUUGUGAAGGAGGUGAUCGCAGCAGUGGAUAGCAAAGUGAACGAGCACGAGAAACGGCGCCGACUGAAGGACUUCCACAGCCGCAUGGACAGCAAGUCCAUCAUGAUGAUGAAGAGUGGUCAGAUAUUUGCCAGGGAGGAUCUACUGAGGAGGAGGCUGAUCCAUGAUGGAGGGCUGCAGCUGAAGAACUGCCAGGGAAGACUAAAGGAUGUCCAUGCUCUGCUACUAUCAGAUGUCUUCGUCUUCCUCCAAGAGAAAGACCAGAAAUAUGUCUUCGCCAUGCUGGACCAGCGCUCCACGGUCAUCUCCCUCCAGAAGCUGAUUGUGAGGGAGGUUGCAAACGAAGAGCGCGGCCUCUUCCUCAUCACGGCAGGCAUCGAGAAGCCGGAGAUGAUGGAGGUCUUGGCCAGCUCCAAGGAUGAACGCAACACCUGGAUGCAGCUCAUCCAGGAAGCCAUGCAGUCGAUAGAGAAGGAUGAGGAUGAAGGGAUUCCCAGUGAGACGGAAGAUGACAAGAGACAACUGGAGACUAAAGCCAAGGAGAUGAGAGAUUUAUUGAGGCAAAAGGACACAGAGAUCAUGUCUCUGCUGGAGGAGAAGGUGCGGCUCUUCAGGGGGAUGUGGGAAGGUUUGAACCCAGGCGAGGAGGUCUGCCGGCAGGUCCAGCCCUUCUUCAGGUCAGUCUCCAGCCAGGAGCUGCCCAGGGGGGCGUCGAUCAUGAAGGAUGCCCUGGAGGAAGUGGAGACGUUACAGGGGCUGGUUAAUGGCAGCCUGGGCGGGGCGAUGGCCAGCGUCCAGGAGGGAGGGGUUGCGGGGCCGGUGUGUCUGCCCCGCCGGGCCGAGACCUUCGGAGGCUUCGACAGUCACCAGAUGCACAGCAGUAAGAGUGGUGAUGGUGACGAGAGCGAAGAUACGGCUGGAGAUCUGCGCAGGACAGAGUCCGACAGUGUUUUAAAGAAGGGAGGAAACGCCAACCUGCUGCUGCUGCUGAAGAGGAACAGUGAGCAGGUCCUCCACAGUGUCUCCAAUCUGCAUCUCCUGCUCAGCACUCUGCAGGCGGUGGUGGUCCAGCAGGACAGCUUCAUAGAGGACCAGCGGCAGGCCCUGAGCGAGCGCUCGUCCUCCUGCUCAUCUUUAUCGCGGCCGUCCUCGCGGCCCAGCUCGCUGAUUGAACAGGAGAAGCAGCGCAGCCUGGAGAAGCAGCGGCAGGAGCUGGCAUCCCUGCAGAGACAGCAGGCAGCUCAUGCUGAGGAGAAGAGGAGAAGGGAGAGGGACUGGGAGCUGAGGGAACAGCAGCUGGCAGAAAGAGAAGGGCUGCUGCACCUACAGCAGGAGGAAGAGAUCUUGAAGCAGCACAAGGAGCUAGAGGAGGAGAAGCAGGGGCUGCAGAGUAAAAAGGAGGAGUACCAGAGAGACCUGGAGAGGCUGAGGGACGCCCAGAGGAAGCUGGAGAAAGACAGAGAGGCAGUGCAGCGGCAGCUCAAAAAGAUGGAGGAGCUGCACCUGUCUGAGAGGACUCCCUCCACAACGUCAGAUGAAACCCAGUUCCCGGGCAGCUCCCAGUCUCUGGAGCUGGACCCGCUGGAGCUCUCCUCCUCCUCCUCCUCCUCCUCCCUGCUGAGGCUGCAGCCCCAGCGGUCUAAGCCCAAAGGGAAAAGCCUCAAUCCCUUUACCUCAUCCUCCAGCAACCUCAAAGGUAGCGAAGCCAACAACCAGAUCUCAAAGAGCCUGCUGCAGCUGUCCAAGAACAAGAGCAAAGAGGGGAAGGAGAAGGAGAAGAAGAAGAAGAAGGGCAAAGGCGGGAGCGCACAGACAGCAGACCCCCAGCACCUCCCCGAGCCUCCUCUGGACGGAGAGAUCUUCUUCUGCUGAGAGAAGUGGCUCUCCUCCUCCUCAUCCUCCUCCUCCUCCUCCUCAUCAUCAUCAUCAUCAACCCACCACAGCCCUUUCAGAGGAUUGUGUUACUGCCAAGUAGUAAUACAUUCAUCUGCAUGCGUAGCACUGCAGUGUACUACCAGGCUUUUUGGCACCUUGAAGAGACUUUUAGUUAAUUGUGUUCAUUUAAAGCAGAGCAAUUUCACUUUAUGCGAGAAAAAUGUAUUUUCUUGUAUUUUAAAACCCACUGCUUUAGUUUCUGAAAGGAAAAAAAUAUGUAAGGGAUUCUGCUAUGGUGUGUAAGUAGGCGUACAUACUUGCAGUACAUAAAAAUAGGCAACAUGAAAUGGCAGUACAUUUUUUGGGUAUUUUGUUUCCAAAAAAAAAAAAACAGUUUCCCUUUCCAAAGACACCAUGGUUACAUGACAGUGGUUUCAUUUCUUCAUUUUGAAGAAUUAUACAUUUGUGAGUAUCAAACUGAAAGCAUUUCACAGCAGGCUGCCUCACAAGCUCUGCCAAGUAUGUCACAGGCCCCACUGCCUUUCUGUGUGCGUGUUUGUUACGGCCCCAACUAGCCCCCUUUUCCACAGUCCGUCCUGCUAUGAAGUUCCACACCAACAGGCUGUUAUGUUAAUUUAUGGAAGCGUCUUCCAUGUGACUGAAUCCACACACACACAAGGACUCAGACUUAUCCAAAUGCCACUUGGAAACAGAUAUGAAUGCCAACAUGCUCCAUGUGGCACUGGGAGCUCAUCACUAAUGAUCUUUAUUCACAAUUAAUAGAAGAUUGAAAACCUCAGAGGAAAAUCUGCUUAAACUAAGUGUCUUGGCAGCAUGUCUUAAUCAAGUCCAGCGUUUUCAGUGUUUGCUCCAGUGUUUCAUUCAGAAAUGCUACUGUAUAGAUCCACAUUGAAAGAAAAAUUGUCGCCCAACAAUCCUUUACUCGCUAUUUGAAAAGCAGAUUUUGGUCGCGUCCACUAAUUUUGCCUCCAGUUAGUAAGCAAAAUGGAAUUUCAAUACCUUCCAUAAUCCUCUAUUAAGACUCCAUGCCAUCAAUCUUGUUCCUUGGCUGGGUUUUAAUUUAUUUGAAUAAUGGAUGUCUCCAUUUUGGAGUGAAACUCUUCAGAUGUGCAUGUCUCUUCUUCCAGACUCAACAGUAAUGAAAGGAUUGAGACAUAUCUUCCAGCGUCUAAUGGCUCAAUUCAUAUCCUUUAGUGUGUUUUAGAGCCUUGGAUGGAUAUUAGCUUGAUCCUUGCUUUAUCUGCCUGUCAAUGGGCUUUUAUGCAGCCCUCAUCUUUCAUCUGAGCGCUGACGACUGGGGCUUUCCUUCGUUUUUUUGUUUAAUUGCAUGUAACUCCGCAGGUAGCAUACUAAUGGCUUCUAAGUUCAACUUUCUCUUUCAACCUCUCUUGGUUGUGAUAAUAGACUCUGUAGAUGCACGUGGCUGAUGGUUUUAGGAAGUGGAGGCUGUUAAUUUAGGGACAAAGCAGCUGGUUAGAGAAAAUGAGAGAGGACAUUAACUAAAAAACACCAAAUGAUGCUAUACGUCCGUGUUCAGACGCAUAAUGACUGAACCUGCUCAGCAGGUACUGCCUGAGUCUCUGAUCAUUUCAAAUUAAUCAGCACUCAGCAGUGUUGUUAAGCACUUUGGUACUAAUAUGUUGAUGCUUUUUUGUUAUCAGUGUGAGAUAUCAAUCAAGGAGGUCUUUGUACUCUGUGGAGUUUUUUAAUCGAGGGCACUGAUGCUCAUGAAAAGCAACAAUGAUCCAAAGCAAGAUAAUGUGUUAAAUUACAUAAAAGGUGCUGCGGCUCCUUGUUGUUGAGAUUAGUGAUGUCAUUAAAAUAGGGGCCUGUAGCUUUUAUGGAAUGUUUCCAAGGUGACCUGCAUGACCUGUCUUAAUUUUAAAGCCUGUGUAUUAUCCCCACUAAGGCCAGAUUGCGGGCCACACACUACCUGCAGGACAGGUAGGAAGUAGAAGCAGAAGAGUUUUAAAAAAAAGCAGGACCCUUCUCUCAGUGAAUGACAGAGCAGCGCCACUGAACUGCUUUCUUGCUGCCUCUUUUGUCUUGUGUUUAAGUGCUUGUUUGUUAACUUGCCGUCUGUGUUGAGGAUUUGACUUCAUGUCCAGGCUGGUUUAUUAUAGUGUGUCUUCUAAGAGGCUUACAGGGCCAGCCAAUUAGUUGCUUCAUGUCUUUUGUUUAUGGCUUUGGUGUAAUCCUGUCAAAGAAACGGAGAGGAAUGGGCUUCUUUUUUUUGUUUCUGUAGCUUUAGGUGUGUUUUGACCACUAGGGAGCACUGCACCUAUGACUAAAUUAGUUCCCUCCCUCACACAACAACAACCACAAAGUAUGAAACUAUGUUUUUUUGUUCUUUUCUUUUUCUUUCUUUUUUUUAAUUUUUUUUUUAUACAUAUUCUCCCUGUUGUGAGAAAUUGACAUAUUUUUCUCAGCAGGUCAUCGCCAUACAGAGAUAAUGUGAUGAGCGUGGGCUCUCACACUCUGUGACAUUUUCCCCACGGCAUUUGUAAUUGACUGCGGAAACAAAUAAGUUGUCAGAGAUUGUAAUUGGUUAUUCAGUGAAACCAGUCAGCAGCAGCUUUAAUGCGGGAAAGGAAAAAAAAAAAAGAGAGAGAGAGAAGGUCUAACGGUUGGAGGGAGCAACCGGGCAGAACCACAAACCUCUCUCUGUAAAGGACAAUCAGCAGACACGAGUCAGGAAAAUGAACUCCCUCCCCGAUGAUGAUAGGGCUGUCCAUGAGACGAGGGUGUCCAUCAGGUGAACCCUGCGUAGCCUUAAAUCUUAACGAUAAAAUGCACUAGAGUAGAACCCAGCAUCUUCUCAGGAGAGAGAGGAGAGCUUUUAUACCUCUGCUUUGAAACGAAGGAAAUGUUUGUACUAUUAAAGUGGUACAGAAUAGUUUCAUUCCCAACAUUGUAAAAAAAAAGGGCAAAGACAAAUAUGUAAAUACGAUUUAUGUAUAAAACAAAUCAAAUGUACAAAAUUGUUUCGUUUGUGAUCUAUUGCAACAUUUUGUAAGAAUGUUUUAUUUAUGUUUUAUUCUCCCCCUUGGGGUGAUGUAAAGUCAUAUUUCUCUCAUAAUAAAAAAAAUCAUAAUGGA